Molecule: messenger RNA, 2824 nt
Organism: Punica granatum (pomegranate)
Lineage: Eukaryota; Viridiplantae; Streptophyta; Magnoliopsida; Myrtales; Lythraceae
Source: RefSeq, a predicted model, not a curated record
UCCCUCAAUUCAAAGGGAGGCCUAAAGUAUAAAUAGGAGCAUGAGGUCUGUGACUUCUUCAAGACAAAUCAGAAGAGCUCAUCACAUUAGGCUUAAACCCAUAAUACAUUCUCCCUUGCUUUCUUUCUUCCUCCCUCACUCUCCCACUUUCAACCCUGAAUUAAAAUUCUUGGUCUCUAAUAUUGAGUAAUUUACUCUGCUAAUUAGGCCCUAUUCAGCUUCUCUUCGGUAUAAUAUUACCUCCGAGUGACCGAUAUCUCUUCCCUGAUAAUAAGUAUUCUCGGCGGCAAACUCAUUAAAAAAGAAAUGUGGAGGCUGAAGAUAGCUGAAGGAGGCAACAGCCCGUACUUGUACAGCACCAACAACUAUGUCGGCAGGCAGAUAUGGGAGUUCGACCCGGAGGCGGGUUCCCCCGAAGAGAAGGCUGAAAUUGAAGCCGCUCGCCUCAAUUUCUACAACAAUCGCUUCAAGGUUAGGCCCAGCGCCGACCUCCUCUGGCGGUACCAGUUUUUGCGAGAUAAAAAGUUUGAGCAGACGAUCCUGCCUGUAAGGAUAGAGGAAGGACAGGAGAUAACUUAUGAGACAGCAACAACUUCCCUAAGGAGAGCAGUCCACUAUUUCUCUGCCUUGCAGGGAAGCGACGGGCACUGGCCAGCUGAGAAUGCCGGCCCUUUGUUCUUCCUCCCUCCUUUGGUAAUGUGCCUCUCAAUAACAGGGCACCUCAACAGAGUCUUCUCUGCAGAGCAUCGCAAAGAAAUCCUUCGAUACAUUUAUUACCAUCAGAAUGAAGAUGGUGGUUGGGGAUUGCACAUAGAAGGACAUAGUAAUAUGUUUUGCACGGCCUUGAACUACAUAUGCAUGCGCAUCCUUGGAGAAGGCCCCAACAGUGGCCAAGAUAAUGCAUGUGCACGGGCACGUAAGUGGAUUCGUGACCAUGGUGGAGUCACCUACAUUCCCUCGUGGGGCAAGACUUGGCUCUCUAUUCUUGGACUCUUUGAAUGGUCGGGAAGCAAUCCAAUGCCUCCGGAGUUUUGGAUGCUUCCUUCGUUCCUUCCUAUAAAUCCAGCCAAAAUGUGGUGCUACUGUCGGAUAGUUUAUAUGCCCAUGUCUUACUUGUACGGGAAGAAAUUUGUAGGACCAAUUACACCUCUCAUUCAAGAGUUAAGGGAAGAGCUUCACACUCAACCUUAUGACACCAUCAACUGGCGAAAAGCCCGCCAUCUUUGUGCCAAGGAAGAUCUCUACUAUCCACAUCCUUUAAUUCAGAACCUGCUUUGGGAUAGCCUUUACAUAUUCACAGAACCAAUCCUAAAUCGUUGGCCCUUUAACAAGUUGAGAGAGAAGGCGCUGCAAGUGACCAUGAAGCAUAUACAUUAUGAAGAUGAGAAUAGCCGAUAUAUCGCCAUUGGAUGUGUUGAGAAGGUACUAUGCAUACUUGCAUGUUGGGUGGAGGACCCUAAUGGAGAUUAUUUCAAAAAGCAUCUAGCAAGGAUCCCAGAUUACAUUUGGGUUGCUGAAGAUGGAAUGAAGAUGCAGAGUUUUGGAAGCCAACUGUGGGAUACAAGCCUUGCAAUCCAAGCAUUACUUGCUAGUAAUCUUGUAGACGAGAUAGGACCAGUGCUAGCAAGAGGACAUAAUUUUAUCAAACAGUCUCAGGUCAAGGAUAAUCCUUCUGGGGACUACAAAAACAUGCAUCGCCAUAUUUCUAAAGGGUCAUGGACUUUCUCUGAUCAAGAUCACGGGUGGCAACUCUCAGACACCACUGCAGAAGGAUUGAAGUGCUGCUUGCUUUUCUCACUUAUGCCCCGGAAAAUUGUUGGAGAAAAGAUGGAACCUGAGCGACUCUAUGAUACUGUCAACAUCAUUUUGUCCCUACAGAGUAAAAAUGGCGGAUUAGCAGCGUGGGAACCUGCAAGAGCGGAGAAAUGGUUGGAGCUUCUUAAUCCAAUGGAAUUCCUUGAAGAUAUUGUGAUUGAGCACGAGUAUGUGGAGUGCACUUCAUCAGCUAUGCAAGCAUUUAUGAUGUUCAAGAAGUUAUACCCAGAGCAUAGGGAGAAAGAGAUUGACAUUUUCAUAACAAAUGCUUCAAGAUAUCUCGAGAGUGUGCAAAUGCUUGACGGUUCUUGGUAUGGAGAGUGGGGAGUUUGUUUCACAUAUGGUACAUGGUUUGCUCUGGGAGGACUAGAAGCUGUUGGCAAGACCUACAACAACUGCGAGGCAAUUCGCAAAGCCGUGGAGUUUCUACUCCAAACCCAGUUCGAAGAUGGCGGAUGGGGAGAGAGCUACCUCUCUUGCCCAAAGAAGAAAUAUGUGCCUUUGGAGGGAAAGAAAUCGAAUUUGGUGCAUACUGCAUGGGCUAUGAUGGGUCUGAUUCACUCUGGGCAGGCGGAAAGGGACCCGACCCCUCUUCAUCAAGCUGCAAAGCUACUAAUCAACUCCCAACUUGACAACGGUGAUUUCCCCCAACAGGAAAUCACAGGAGUAUUCAAGAAGAAUUGCAUGUUACACUACCCAUCUUAUAGAAACAUAUUUCCAAUAUGGGCCCUUGCUGAAUAUCGAAAAAGCGUACCAUUGCCAAGCAAGGAGUAAAAUCUAUUCGAAUAUUAUCAUGUUUAUAAACUGUUAUGAUAAAGAAGGUAGGGAGGGAAUGUUUCGCUAGCCUUUCUUGUGGUUACAAUAAUCGAAUCUCAAUAAUUACUAGCAAUUCUGUCAUGCUACUAAUAUACUUGUUUGGCUUAAUAUUGUAACACAUUAUUGAUGUAAUGACAAUUGUUAAUCCUUACAUAAAGUGAGGAAUUUUUUUUUCAGUUACAAGGGAGGCUUA